Molecule: messenger RNA, 1960 nt
Organism: Ochlerotatus camptorhynchus
Lineage: Eukaryota; Metazoa; Arthropoda; Insecta; Diptera; Culicidae
Gene: Idh3g
Product: Isocitrate dehydrogenase (NAD(+)) 3 non-catalytic subunit gamma
Exons: 5
Coding region: 156-1313 (385 amino acids)
Biological process (GO): isocitrate metabolic process; tricarboxylic acid cycle
Cellular component (GO): mitochondrion
Source: RefSeq, a predicted model, not a curated record
GACACCACUCAGGUCGCACAUCGCGGUGUUUUCAUUUCUGAUUUUUGUCCUUCGCGAAGUGGAAAAAAAGGGUUGCACUCGGUUGUGCUUUUCUCGAGUUUGUUCCUUCGGACAUUGAAUUCUAUUGUUCUUCACUGGCAAAUAGAAAAUAGAAAAUGGCUCUCCGUUUGUUCCGCCUCAGCCAGGAUGUGGUCGGUCCGAUGAUCAAGCGUAGCUGCGGAUCCGUAUCGGCGUUCGAGCUACAGCACAAGAACCCAACGCAACGUAAGGUCGAGAAGAUCCCCAAGGCUGAGUAUGGAGGUCGUCACACGGUUACGAUGCUGCCCGGCGGUGGUAUCGGUCCGGAACUGAUGAGCUACGUCAGGGAGGUGUUCCGGUUUGCCGGUGUGCCGGUAGACUUCGAAGUCGUGGACAUUGACCCGGCGAGUGAAGGUAAUGACGACCUGGAGUAUGCCAUUACCACGAUCAAGCGGAAUGGUGUUGCCAUCAAGGGAAACAUUGAAACCAAAUCGGAAUCCACCGGUAUCAUGUCCCGUAAUGUGGCCAUCCGCAAUGAGUUGGAUCUGUUCGUGAAUGUGCUGCACUGCAAGUCGUUCAAUUCCAUUCCGGCACACCACAAUAAUGUCGAUGUGGUCAUUAUACGACAGAAUACGGAAGGCGAGUACGCUAUGCUGGAGCACGAGAGCGUCAAAGGGGUGGUGGAGAGCAUGAAGGUGAUCACGGUGGAGCAUGCUGCUCGUGUGGCACGGUACGCAUUUGAAUAUGCGCGGGUCAACAACCGGAAGAAGGUGACCACUAUCCACAAGGCCAACAUCAUGAAGCUGGCUGAUGGACUGUUCCUGAGCGUGGCCCGCGAUGUGGCCAAGGAAUAUCCAGACAUUCAACAUAAUGACAUGAUCAUCGACAACUGCUGUAUGCAGCUGGUGUCCAAUCCGCAUCAGUUUGAUGUGAUGAACACGACCAACCUGUACGGCAGUAUUACUUCGAACGUUCUGUGCGGUUUGGUUGGUGGUGCCGGUCUCUUCUCGGGAAGGAACUACGGUGAUCAUUACGCCGUGUUCGAGCCGGGCACCCGCAACACCGGUACGGCCAUCGCCGGCAAGAACAUUGCCAACCCGAUUGCCAUGCUGAAUGCCGCCAUCGAUAUGCUGUACCAUUUGGGCCACAGUUACCAUGCCGACUGCAUCUCCGAUGCCAUCCACAAGACAAUCGAUGCCGACGGUAUCCACACGCCAGAUUUGGGUGGCCAAAAUACCAGCACAGAGGUCAUCCAGAACAUCCUGCAGCACUUGGCCGAGAAGAGAACUUACUGAUUACGAUAAGCGAGGUAGAGAGAGAGAGAUGCGAAACUCGUUCGACAAGUGCACUUGAGUCUGUUUUUGUUUUAUUUAUAUUACGUAACUAGUAGCAACAAAAAAGAAAAAUUCAACGCCCUCUUCCUGCUACUUCCGGCUACUUCCGAACAACUACCUUAUUUUGUUUUUUUUUUUAUCGUACACUGUUUGCUUCACCGUUUGGAGAAAGUUUUGCUCCCCUAUAAAACGGACGAGAAAUAAAACUCUGCAUAAAAUAUGGUUUCCAUUGAGAGAAAAAAAAAACACAAAUCACCGAAAAGUAAGCAAGGAAGCCAAGUAAAAUUUCAUAAAUAAAUCAUCGCACCGGGAAUCGGAAAAUCACAACGGAUGGUCCAUCGAAGUAAGCCAUAUACGACAAACUGUUUGCUGAGCGAGACAAAAUGGGUGCAGCGGAAAGAUGGAUGAUGCCCGUGUCAGUGUAAGAUUAUGUUCAUCCCACCUUUGUCCCGGUGAGGUACAAAUCUGUGCCGAGAAAUCACAGUCGCUUGAAAAAAAAAUCGGUAUUGUUUUGCAAGGAAAUAAAAAUCGAAUCUGGUACAAACGCCUUACGUACUUAAAUCUUCCAGUUUUGGUAGGGAUAGUCAAUACAAUUAAAGGUAAACUUA